Mytilus trossulus (common blue mussel) is the source of this 768-nucleotide messenger RNA. Its product is annotated as transcription intermediary factor 1-beta-like. The record is from RefSeq and is a predicted model, not a curated record. The transcript is spliced from 2 exons. Gene Ontology annotation, molecular function: zinc ion binding. NCBI's taxonomy places the organism in Eukaryota, Metazoa, Mollusca, Bivalvia, Mytilida, Mytilidae. Bases 30 to 689 code for a protein of 219 amino acids.
GACAAUUCGUAAUUGUGUGUGUGUACAAAAUGGCACAGAAUGCAAUCACAAUUUGUGAGAUUUGUACUCAAGCGCCAGGAAGCUGGGUAUGUGUUGAAUGUGAACAAACAUUUUGUCAUAACUGUAAAUCGAUGCAUCUUAGGAUGAAACAAUCCCGUGCUCACACGUUUAAUGAACAAGGACCAAGACAUAGCAUACAAAACGUGUGUAGUUCACAUAGUUUGGAAUAUAUUUACUUUUGUGAGAAUUGCAAUACAUUAGCGUGCAAUACAUGUAUUGUUAAGAAGCACAAGGGUCACGAAAUGGCUACAAUUUCCGAUGCCUCUCUAGAAAAGAAACGUGAAAUUUCUGAUAUAAUCGCCUUUUAUUUAGAGAAUAUUAAAAAUCAACAAAGGGUUGGAGAUACUGUUAAAGAAAAAUUGGCAAGUCUUAAAUCGGAAAGUGAUAGAAUUGCAGACGGCAUCAUUAAUCGAUGUAGCAUGCUUCAUUCCAAAAUAGACAAGGACGAUCACGAAGCCAUCGGUCAUAACAUACCAGAGAAGCCAAAUAUUUCAAGAAUCAAAUAUUAUGAAGAAACCACUGAUGAAAAUUGGAUUAAUUUGACUAUUCAAAACUUAUUCGGAACUUUAGAAAUUACAAGUGAAACGUCUAUCGAAUCUAAGCCUGGUGGUGACUGUAAGCAACAAUAACGAAUAUUGCCCUUAUUUGUAUAUACAUGUACUAGUAUAGAUUUUAAGUAUGGUUUGAUGAUUAAAGGUUUUAUAUUUU